Lachnellula hyalina is the source of this 948-nucleotide messenger RNA. It is a transcript of the gene bem46, whose product is annotated as Protein bem46. The transcript is spliced from 5 exons. The record is from RefSeq and is a predicted model, not a curated record. Lineage: Eukaryota; Fungi; Ascomycota; Leotiomycetes; Helotiales; Lachnaceae. Gene Ontology annotation, molecular function: palmitoyl-(protein) hydrolase activity. Bases 1 to 948 code for a protein of 315 amino acids. Gene Ontology annotation, cellular component: membrane.
AUGUCUUCUCCCCAGGACAACUCCAGCUCCUCUCUCCAGCAGAUGACCUCGCUCUUCAGCUCCAUGGCAAGCUACAUGCGUCUGCCGGUUUUGAUCUCUUCGGGUGUCGCUGCUGUGCUGAGUUCGUUACUGUAUUUCAAGCAAAAAGCCCUCAUCUACCCCUCCCAUAUCCCCAAUCUCGCCCGCACCGAAGUCCCCCGGCCCUCGCAAUUCGGCAUCACCGAUUUCGAAGAACUCAUGAUCCCUACCCCCGAUGGCGAAAAACUCUCUGCAUUCUACAUCCGGGGGCCCAAGGUUCCUUCGAACAAGAAUAGGAAUACAACGGUGUUGAUGUUCCACGGCAAUGCAGGAAACAUUGGUCACCGAGUGCCCAUUGCGCGUAUGUUCGUGAAACGCAUGGGAUGCAACGUAUUUAUGCUCGAAUACCGCGGCUAUGGACUUUCAACAGGUUCCCCAGACGAGGUCGGUUUAAUGAUUGAUGCGCAAACGGCGUAUGAUUAUAUACGGAAAAGAGCGGAGACCAGGAACCAUGAUAUCGUCGUGUUUGGGCAGAGUUUAGGGGGUGCGGUGUCCAUACAGCUGGCGGCGAAGAAUCAGCAUGAUGAGCGGUUCAGUGGGUUGGUGCUUGAAAAUACGUUUUUGUCGAUGAGGAAGUUGAUUCCUUCCAUCAUCCCACCAGCUAAAUACCUAGCCGUCCUCUGCCAUCAAGUCUGGCCAUCCGACACCUUCAUCCCCUCUAUAACCGAACUCCCAAUUCUCUUCCUCUCUGGUCUCCAAGAUGAAAUAGUACCACCCUCACACAUGCGCCGCCUCUUCGAAAUCUCCCAAUCUCCUACCAAGAUCUGGAAGCCUCUGCCAGGCGGAGACCACAAUUCCAGCGUACUGGAAGAGGGGUACUUUGAGAGCAUAGAAGACUUUGUCGCAAAUCUAGAGACGAAAAAUGGUUAG